ACCGGCAACAGCAAACAACCCAACAAAAAACCCGACAAACCCCACAACAAACCCAAGGACCAACUAAAAAAUUCACCCAACAACAAACCCAACAACAACCAACCCAACAAUCAACCCAACAACAACCACAACAUACCCAACAACCAACUCGACAUCAAACCCAACAACCAACCCUACAACAACAAGCCCAAAAACAAACCCAACAACAAACCUCACAACCAACCCAACAACAACAAACAAACCAACAAAAAACCCCACAACAAACCCAAGGACCAACCAAACAAUUCACCCAACAACAACAAACCCAACAACAACAACCAACCCAACCAACUCAACAAACCACCCAACAACCUAUCCAACAACAACAACCCACCAAACAACUACCAACCCAACUAUCAACUAAACCACUAUUGAUAUCAGUAGAUUCAAAGUUAUUAAAUAAAGCAUCACCACCCACAAUACCACAACAACCAAAUAAUGCAUCACCACCAACAUCAUCUUCAUAUAGAUCUGCUUUAAAACCAUUUAAUAUUUUAAAGUAUUCCAAAAACGCUAUCGAAGAAACCCUAUAUAGACAAUCAGAUAAUGAAAAUCAAUCUAAAAAAUUAUUACAGGAUCAAGAAACUCAACAAUAUAUUGAUUUAUUGACUAUUGGUUUUAAAAAGUUAUUUGAAAUAAAUAAUGGAGAAACAAAUCAAAAAGACGGGGCUUCUAUUAUUAGUGAUUUUUCACAAGAAGAUUUUAAUAAAGAAACCAAUAUUAAAAUCCCAAUUGAUUCAGGUGAAGAUUUAGAUGAUGAACAAAUUAUAAAUCAAUUCCAUCUUUUAGAAUCAGAAUCCACAUCUGAAUGUUCAUCAUCAUCAACAGUAACAACAAUAGCAAGAACAACAGAUUCAUUAAAUACAACUAUAACCUCACCAACAGUCGCAUCAAACACAGAGCUAUCAUCUACAGCAUCAUCAACAUCCUCAUUUUCAGAUAAAUGGCAGUUUACAAUAUUCUCCCCAAAGGUUUUUAAGGCAAUAAGAAAAUAUUAUAAUGUCGACAACGAUUUCCUUAGAACCAAAUCAUCAAAAGGCAGCCCAGAUAUAUCUGAUAUUGUAAAGUUUUUAGAGGUUCAAACUGUGGGUAGAAGUGGUAGCUUUUUCUAUAAAUCAGAGGACUCUAAAUACUUUUUAAAAACAAUUCCAUCAGGCGAGUAUGAAACAUUCACUAAAUUAUUUCCAUCAUACUAUCAACACAUUAUGAAGUAUCCAAAUUCUUUGCUUCCAAGAUUUUUGGGAGUAUAUCGUUUAAAGGGUAAAUUAAAAUUAAGUGGUGCUUCCUAUUAUAAUAGUUCCCAUAGAGAUAUCAUAUUUGUUGUAAUGGUCAAUCUUUUCUAUUCUGAACAAAAGUUGGAUAUUAAAGAAAAAUAUGAUUUAAAAGGUUCAACAAUUGGUAGAUAUGUUGAUGUUAAUAAAAUUCAGCAAAAAUUAGCCAAGGAGCAACAACAGUAUCACCAAAACAGUACAGAUAGUUUGAAUACAAGUAAUAGUAGUAAUCAAAUAAAUGGUGUAGAAAAUAGUAUUAAUAUUCAAACUCAGGAUUUAACAUUCAAGGAUUUAAAUUUAAAAAGAAAGAUUCAUUUAGGUAAUUUAAAAAAAGUAUUUAUACAACAAUUAUCAAUCGACUCUGAAUGGAUGUGCAGCCAUGGUAUAUGUGAUUAUAGUUUAUUAGUUGGUUUACAUAUUAGUGAUAACAAAUCAAUUCAAACUCUUAAAGAAUCUCAAGGUCCAAAGUUACUUGAGAAAAAGGAUAUAUCCUAUUUCAAAAAGGAUUUUAAUGGUAUUAUAGAAAGAAUUCAAACCCCUCAACAACCAACAUCAUUAUCAACUUCAAAUAUAAUAAAUAGAUCGAAUACAGAAGAAAGUGAUGGAGGUAUAGUUUAUUAUUUAGGUUUAAUUGAUAUCCUAACAACUUAUAAUUUAAAAAAGCGUGGUGAAAAUGCUUUAAAAGGAAUUUUCUUUGAUAGAACUAAAAUAUCAGCAGUUAACCCAAAAGAUUACCAAAGUAGAUUUAUAAAAUAUAUUGAAUCAAUAUUUGAUUAA
This is a messenger RNA of Dictyostelium purpureum, 2087 nucleotides long. RefSeq lists its product as uncharacterized. The transcript is spliced from 2 exons. Lineage: Eukaryota; Evosea; Eumycetozoa; Dictyosteliales; Dictyosteliaceae. The record is from RefSeq and is a predicted model, not a curated record. Gene Ontology annotation, molecular function: phosphatidylinositol kinase activity. The annotation marks the transcript as partial. Gene Ontology annotation, biological process: phosphatidylinositol metabolic process.